Caenorhabditis remanei is the source of this 948-nucleotide messenger RNA. RefSeq lists its product as uncharacterized. The transcript has 4 exons. The record is from RefSeq and is a predicted model, not a curated record. Bases 1 to 948 code for a protein of 315 amino acids. NCBI's taxonomy places the organism in Eukaryota, Metazoa, Nematoda, Chromadorea, Rhabditida, Rhabditidae.
AUGUCUGAAACCGACGAGGAAGAUCUAUUGUCCAUUCGUAGAAGUGUCCUUGAAGCAUUUAAAGAAGUAAGGUUUCGAAUCAAUCAUUACCCGGAAUUAUGGAGAAAAGUGACAUUCGAAAGUCACCAAGAGUUAUGUGAAGGGAUGGGAGAUGACUAUAUCAACUAUCCGGAAUUCGAGUUUUGGUUUUCGAGAUUUUUGAGAAGGGAUUUUGAUCUAGAUUAUGAUUUUAGUUCCCGCUCAUUCACCGACUUACCGUUAGAUAUUUUCGAAAAAAUCGCUGUAAACUUGGAGCUAGAUGACCGAAAUCCACUUCCAUUGGUCAUUCGGAUUCUGAAAACUCAAAAUCUUCAAUUGGAAAAAUUGAAAAUCGAGGAAACAGAUGAAUUCUGGAAUAAAUUUAUCAAGGAGCUGGAUGAAUCGAAUCUCAAAUUUCAUGUCAGAAGAUUCGAGACUCCGUUCACUCAUUACCGUACUCCGAGAGUAGAUUUACAUUAUUUGAUACCUGGAGUCCUAGAAUACAUCUCACUAUUCAUCAGAGAUCCAUCAUUCGAAGAAAUCCAUGAAAUCGUUGAAUCGGAACAGUGCAAGGCGGCGAAAAUGAUCACUUUUCAUAGCAAUGUCUAUCCAUCGGCAUUCCCGUUAGAGUGUCUCUUGAAUUGCCGUCGAUUCACACUUUAUUUGGGUGGUCCUCCGUGUAAAUCGAUCAAAGCAAAGUUUAUUGAUGAUCUCCUGGAAGCUGCUCAAGUAGAACUUUGCUAUUUUUCCAUAUUCAACGAUUGGCCGUUCGGAAAAUUAGCUCAUAUUGAGGAAUAUUUCAACGAACGAUAUGUAAUAAAUCCCAACGAUCCGAAUCAACUUCACCGUCAUCGGAUUCCAGGAUCCGAGGAAUUCUAUGAGAUGGAGCUGAACAGAGGAAUGAUUCGUAUUGAAAGAAGAAAACAAUAA